Messenger RNA from Fusarium oxysporum Fo47, 1558 nucleotides. RefSeq names its product 2EXR domain-containing protein. The record is from RefSeq and is a predicted model, not a curated record. Lineage: Eukaryota; Fungi; Ascomycota; Sordariomycetes; Hypocreales; Nectriaceae. The coding region runs from base 52 to 1191 and encodes 379 amino acids. The transcript is spliced from 9 exons.
GAUCGUCUUCGCGUAUUUCUACCAACAUGGCCACAACCCGGUUGCUCCACAAUGAGUCGCGCCACUUUUCACCCAUUCCCGAACCUGCCUGUCGAAAUCCGGCUGCAAAUCUGGGAAGAUGCAUGUUUUGAUUGGAGCUGUGGCCGCUCUGGUCUGCACUAUAUCAAAUUGGAUGAGAACCGGCAACUUGCCCCCCUGAACUGCGAAUGGCAAACGACUGGUCCAAGAAACAGAUCGGCAUAUCUAUGGCACGCAGGUCUUUGGACUGCUUGCAAAGAAUCUCGAAAUAUUGCUGCAAAGCAUUGGAGUAAUCAGGGUUGGCCAGAUUUCCAGGAGAACACCAAGGAUAAAAGUCUUGGUGAUGUCAUCGGGUUCGAUACGUCAUUUCCUCCUCCUGUUAUCCUUCGCACAGGACUUAUACACAGGAAAGGCGACUAUGAACCCUGGCAUCAAGUCGCUGAUAUGCACAGUGAUAUAUUUUGCGUCACCGCUGAGUCAUGGGAACCACUGGUCAGGAACUGGAAACCCCUUCAUGUCGAGGCCGAGGAUGAAUGGGGGCGCCACUUUAUUGAAGAUGUUACCAACAUCGCCGUUGACUUUGACCCGUCAUGGAACCUGUUGCUCAAAAAUUUCACCCCGGAUAACCGCAUCAAGGACUAUCCUCCGGCUUUGGGCUUUUUAAUCAGAUUACUUUUAGACCAGGCCUAUGACAAGGAACACAGGAAGAGGGUUCAACUUAUCGAUAGAAACGUUCUAUGGAACGUCGAUAAUGAACGACUGGCUUGUCGUCCGAUCUACGUGGAUUGCAAUCACGAAUAUUUCGAAGUACAUUCCUUUGACCUCCAGUGGGAUAGUCCACUGUCUCAUUUUCUGUCCUUGCUCGAUAGUUUGAUAGGCGACAAGUUGACCAAGAUCGAGUACGGAGAGCAGAGCUUCAAGUAUUCUUUAAGCGAAUCGGAUUGGGAGCAGGACGAUCGACUCUCUCCGGAAGUACUAGACACAAACGACUACCAGCACUCCCGGGGUGGCCAUGGCCACGGGCGUGGUGGCGCUUCGCGCUCUUCGACCUCCUCGCGUCGCCCUUCGGGGCAGCAGCAGCAACAGCAGAAGCCGGCAGCCGCUCCGGCGGCGAAGCCAAAACCUAUUCCUGAUUCUCGCGAAGAAGCCGAGGCCCGAGUCAAACAACCAUAACAAAUUUAAGUAUUGUAUGGUCACGGUCAUUGCUGACAGGAGACAACCAAACAGUCACAUUUCAAUAACAUGAAGAAGUACGGAAAUGCCUACAAAUGCGUUCUUCCAAUCGGGCUACUGCUAUUCAUCAUACGAUGCUAGCAACUUGAACUACACGUAAGGCAUGAACGGCAUGAGUGGCCUUCAAGGCAUGGGCAUGAACAGCAUGAGUGGCUUUGGAAGUGCUUUGGCUAAGGCUCCAAUACCAUGGCCAUCUAAAACGUUCCAUCAAAGAGUUGACCUGCUUCAAGCCAUGGUCCUUCUGGAUAGUACAAAAAGCAGUUGGUCAUCACAUAAAAAGCCUGUUGAAUUAAGAUAAACAUAGUCG